AUGACUGGCUCCACUACCAACACGCCGGCCAGGCAGCUUGGAAACUUGGACGCAGCCACAGCAACUUCAACCGCCGCUGCAAGCUCGCCCAACACGGUCGCUCCAAGGGAGCUGCUGCCGCCUGCUGCCGCCCCAGGAGAUCGCCCUGAAAUUGCACCUGCUGAAGAAGCCCAGACUGACGAUGACGGCAACUCUGUUUACGAGAGAAUUUCUUCCUACAGUGCAUCGCUGAUGUCCAGCGCAAUCAACUACCCCGUUGAAUACGGCCGUAGAUACCAUUCCUUCAGGGAAGGAGUCUAUGUGCUUCCCAACGAUAACCUAGAGAUGGAAAGACUAAAUGUUUCCCACAACAUGGUAGUCAGAGCCAUCGGAGAUAGACUUUACCUGGCUCCGUUGGAGAAGGAAAAGAUCCACAAGAUUCUGGACGUAGGAACUGGCACUGGAAUUUGGGCCAUUGAAAUGGGAGACUUUUUCCCCAAUGCGGAGGUCUUCGGUAACGACUUAAGCCCCAUCCAACCCGAAUGGGUGCCUCCAAACGUCAAGUUCUUUGUUGAAGAUGUUGAGAGUCCAUGGAUCGACGACGAGAUGUAUGAUUUUAUUUUCGUACGACACAUGUUGGUCUCAAUCGCAGACUGGCCGAAGCUCGUGAAGAACGUUUAUGAUCAUCUCAACCCCGGUGGCUGGGCUGAAUUCCAAGACAUGGAUAUUCAGUAUUACUCUGAUGAUGGCACGCUCACUGAGGAACACGAAACACGCAAGUGGAACAAGCAAUUCGUGGCAGCCUGUGAAGGGAUGGGUAGAACCGGCCGGCCAGGGCCACGGCUCAAGGACUGGGUUACGGAUGCAGGGUUUCAGCGCAUUGCCCACCAAAGGUUCAAACUCCCCAUGGGUCCGUGGCCAGCCGAUCCUCACUAUCGGGAUGUUGGGACUCUUAACUUGUACCAGCUCUUGCAUGGCUUGGAAGGGUUCACUUUGAAGCUCUUCUGUGACUACCUAGGCCAAACCAAAGAAGAGGUCUGCGUCAUGAUGGCAAAGGUCCGCAAGGAGUUGCAGGAUCCCUCACUUCAUGGGAUCUUUGACCACCAUGUAGUCUUCGCACAAAAGCCGGAGGCCAGCGACGAGGAGAAAGGCGAUGCGUAG
Molecule: messenger RNA, 1140 nt
Organism: Colletotrichum aenigma
Lineage: Eukaryota; Fungi; Ascomycota; Sordariomycetes; Glomerellales; Glomerellaceae
Product: Secondary metabolism regulator LAE1
Exons: 10
Coding region: 1-1140 (379 amino acids)
Molecular function (GO): methyltransferase activity
Source: RefSeq, a predicted model, not a curated record